Molecule: messenger RNA, 9804 nt
Organism: Xyrichtys novacula (pearly razorfish)
Lineage: Eukaryota; Metazoa; Chordata; Actinopteri; Labriformes; Labridae
Source: the annotation of a GenBank genome assembly
UGACGUAUGAGCGGCGCUUGUGACUUGCGAAAUGGAGAUAGGAGGCGGUGAAGAAAACAAGCGUCUGUGUUUGGAGAUUUGGGACUUUAAUUCAGCAGAAACCUCGACAAGAAGCACUCCGAGGACAGCAGCCGGACUUAUACUAUAGGAGGAGUGAAGCUACAACUAAUGAAAGUAAGAAAUGAAGGAGGAGGAAGAGCUCGGAGCUCAUCGCUGGUGUCUCCUGGAGUCAGUCUGAUUGUUGAGAGUUUAGUCUGAACCGAUCAGGCCACAACAUUAAAACAGCUGUUAGCUCCUCUUUAAUGAUACCUGAGAAUUACUAAGGUGUUUUUACUCUACUGUGUGGGCUGAUCCCCUUUAGUUUAGUGUCUCUCAUUCAGAGACUGUCUGCGCUAGAGGGGGCAACACCCACCAGAGCCAGGAUAUAUCUGUUUGGGUCGAGAUAAAACUGAAAAUCAUUUCUAAAUUAGUUAUUUAUGGAGACAAGAAACAAUUCUAGUUUGUCAAAAGUGUCAACUUUAUGCCUGCCGUUAAUUUCUAUUACAUUCUAUUAUUCAAUUAAGUGCCAAUAAUGGAGUAUACCGUGCCCGAAAGAUAACAGAUCUAACUUAUGAGCACAACAUGGUAACUCUGCGUAUUAGGGAUCGGAGAAAAAAUCGGUUCACAUAGGUAUCGGGAUUUUUUGUUUUACAAUUUUAAUUCGAUUUUUAUGUUCAAAAAUCGAUUUUUCCCCCCUUCAAUCUAAGAAUAGAUUUUAAAAACCGACUAACAUUUGAUGUGUAUUUUGGGGGGAACUAUGGUCCCUAGAAUAUCGACAAUAUUGUAGAAAUAUGGUAGACGGUAUCGUACCGAAAAAUGGUAGAAGAAUCGAAUCGGGAGAAAAUCGGGAGAAAAGCAUAUUGUCCCAGCCCUACUGGCUAUCAAGAUGAAAAUUUCUUUACAUGUUUUCAUCCUAAAAGAGUAAGUUAAUUAUCUGUUGGGCACAUGUCAAGCAGAGAAGAUCAUAUUGGUUGAUCGAUUUUUAGUCAAGUUAAUUAAGAUUGUGGAUAUAAUAGUGAGCCAUGAUUCCUAAAAAAGGCCAAAGACACACCUUAAAGCUCCUGUGAGGACUUUUUAACCUGUAAUGAAUCAGACAAAAAUUGAUGGUGACGCCUUUUUAUGACCUACAAGUGAGAGGACAAGCAACAGGAGUGUUUAUUUAAUGAAUGUUUUGAAGCUUGUAAGGGCUAACGCGACUUUAUACUCAACAUGUGUUCAAAAAGAGCGAUAAACAUCCCUGAUUAAAAAGUCCCAGAAGCCAGGAUGAGACUCUUUUAGUUAAAGAUGCAACCAACAUGUACAGGGUAAGAUCAGCAAAGAUAUAAAAUGAACUUACAGGAGCUUUAAUUCUUCGUAUUUGUUCUGUUAAUCAUUUAUUUUAUUUUGAGAAGAACAUACUCCUCUGUAGCCUCACACAGACCCAAAGAAAUCCGGUGUAUCAGACCCAAAGAUGUUUGAAAGUCUCUCUUCUUUUAACUGUUCUUCUGUUUUAAUUCUCCCCUCUCUCGCCCGGUAAAGAGAAAUGACAAAGAGAGUGACUCAGUUUAUUUCGCUGACCAGCUUCUCUAUUGUAGGAUGAGUCAUCAUAAGAGACGAACUCUCUCUGAGCUUCUUAUUGUCUUUUUAUUAAAUUCCCCCUCAUUCGUUUCUCCUGUCGUUACAGUGCAUUACCCGACAGGAUGAUGAGGAAUCAAGAAGAAGAUGUGAGUAACCUUCAUUUACCUCUCCUCUAAAAGCCUCCUGUCUGUGUCUGAUCUGUUUUUGAUCGGGAAACAUCCUCUUUUUGUUUCAACUUCCACCUCAUAACCAAAGAACAGAGCUUCUAAUUAUGUGAUCAAGAGUGUUUGAGGAACUUAAUCUGCGUAUAAGGAUGGUAGUUUCUGCCAGUAAUCUGCUGUGUAUCUUAAUCUGUUUCACAAUGACUCCGGGAAACAGAGUCGUGAGAAAUAAAACAGCAGCUUUUAAAUUGAAUGAAACUCUGAAUUUGUCUCUGUCCUUCAGGAGUUUGUGGCAGUGCGGGUUCAAGAUCCCCGCAUUCAGAAUGAAGGCUCCUGGAAUUCAUACGUGGAUUAUAAAAUAUUCCUACAUGUGAGUACUGAAACCUAAAUCACUUACUUUUCUGUUAUGGCACAGUGUGGAGUAACAGGUGAUGAUGUUGUCGAUGAUGAAAUAACCAACACCAACAAAUAUCACCAAACGAGACCAUUUGCUGCAUGUCGUCUCCAACUCUCUACUCCUCACGUGUCGAGCUGUCCUGUCUGAUAAAAGGCAGAAAAACACACAAAAACAGCUCAAAAAUAUGGGUCAGUUAUCGUCAGUAUAUAGCCAGUAUAAGGGAUAGGACAGAAUAUUGACGUGUUGAUUUAGGAUGUAUAAUUAUCAGAUUUGUGAUGCCAAACAUGAAAGUUUGAUUCAAAAGGGCUUCGGAUGCAGAAUAGUAGAUUUUUGCUGAUUUUAUCAAUACUGAUACUGAAACUGAUCGAAUGAUAUCUCAGCUGAAAGUCUGGUGAUUGAGAGCGGUGAUUCAAAAUUGUUCUUGGUUAGCUUUUCCCCCCUGUUGUAUUUCUUAGCUUUGCUGAAUGACUGAAAUAGAAGCUGCUGACACUUGUCUUACUUUUCAGUCUUUAGGCGCCGGUCAGGAUAGCUGUUAUUUAGAUUGAUUAUUUUCUGUUCAAAAUACUUCCGUCAGCUUAUUUUUGGCAUGCAUAACCCUGUCAGUGCCGAGCAUUAUUGAUAGAUGAGCUUAAAAGAACUUUUUAAGCUUACUUAACUGUACAUCCCUGGAAAUACUGUCCUUGAUUUGCAAACCAUCAAAUUCUGGGAGAGUGUCUGUGUUACUAUAGCGUAAAAUUACUUGUAGUUCCUAUCCUUAAUAAUAUCAUUAUUUGUCUCUUGUUUUCUGCUCACCUAAAGUAGAUUCUUUUAAAAAAUCUGAGUCAUACUCGACUAUAUUUUUAGUAUUUAGAGGGUCAAACAGUCUAAAAAUGAUUUUCAAGUGUCGACAGUUUCAGCUCAGACCAGCAGAAAUCUCUAAAGGUCGUCGAGGUGUUCGGCACGUACUCCUUACGUCGUGUUUAGACAGGAUGUGAUGUUGUCCAGGCGGCGGUCUGUGUCGGGGAAUGCUGUCUCAGCAGCGUGGCUCCUGCCUGGUGAUGUGUUGUGUGAAUGUUGACUCAUGAAAUUGACUUGAGGUCAUGUGAUCUCACGUGGUCACACAUCCCUUUCUUUGUCGUUGGCACGCUUACGCAAGGUUUGAAAGUGGGAAAUCCAGAGAGUUCAAACAAGCAGAUGUUUCCCCUCGUUAAACACAGACAAAGUGCAGAAACUACAAACUAGAACAAUGUUUGACAGCCGUGUCAACUGCUGAACGAAAUGUUUCACCUGACUCGGGACAUUAAUUGUAGAUUAAAUCCCCUGAAAUAGACACCUGAACGUGCCUCAGCAUAUAUUCAUAAUAAAACCCUAAACAAAGAAAUGUACUCAUGGUUUCAUUAUGACGUUACCUUUGUGCACAUGAAAAACAAAGAUCAACACAUGUGUAAAGGGGAAUCACCUAAAACUGACCUUUAAAGCCUUUAAUGAGUGUUUUCGACUGAGUCUGACUGAGUCACAUAUGUGGCCUUUUGUGGGUUUUUACUCGUCAUGUUGUGGUUGUGUGUGGCUGUUACCCUCUGAUGGAAUUCGUUCCUCUGCUUGACUUCUCUGGGAACUCACCAACGCCGCCUGUAAUCGAUUCAAGCCUGUAAGAGGAAGGCUUGUUAAACAGACAUCCGUGUCACACGUCGCCGUGACAAAUCUGACAUGUGAUAGUGCUUUAGUUUCGCCGUGAGCUCAUUAACAGUUACACAGCUGGAGCGUGAGUCAAACUCGUAACAACACCGGUCUCUUAAACAGACUUUAUUUCUUAUAAAAAGGUGUAAAAAGUCUUAAAAUUCAGAGAAUGAGUCUGGAUUUGUUUCUACAGCGUGUAAGAAGAAGUCUUAAAAAUUAGAUCAAAAAUAUUUUAUUUAUUUUUUGUCUUCAGGGUGAAACAAAAAAGAAAUCUAUGUUCAAAAAUGUGCAAACAGCCAUGACUCUGUAGUGGAAAUCACCACGUGUGCUUGCAAACCAUGCAGUAGAUGAUCUCUGAGACCACUGGCUGCCUCUCUGGGCCAGAUUUGACAUUCUUUUUGGAAAUCAUGGUAAUCACAGUUUCCACAAACGCAGGAUCAAACUGUACUAAAGAAAAACGAGGGGGACUUGAUCCAGAAACACGGGGAACUUCUCAGUACCUGAGGUCAAAUGGAAAACUGCUCUGACCAAUCAGAGUUUGACGUUUUCUUUGGAAAUCAUGGAUGUGACACUGUGGCUCAUCAGUGUUUCAUACUUUUGAGAUAACAGUGAAGCUCAUGGCAGAGUAGAAGAACGUACUUAAAACUGUUUAAAAGGAUUUAAUCUCUUUUGGUUUUGGUCCUUUUAUCAAGACAAAAGAACAUUAAAAAUACCUUUACAUAAAAAUAAAUAUUGUGACUUAAACACACUUUUUCCGUUUCACCUCCAGACCAACAGUAAAGCCUUCACAGCCAAGACGUCGUGCGUGCGGCGGCGCUACAGCGAGUUUGCUUGGCUCAGGAAGAAACUCCAGAAGAACGCCGGUUUGGUGUAAGUUCUCCUAAAGUGAAAAGUUUUACCGUAACUCUGUACUUUCCCUCUUUCCUCAGCUGUUUACUAUAAAAACAUAUGAGAGGAAACUACUGUACGCUCUGCAUUUAGCUUUAAAUCCACAUGUUUCCCUAAGGAGAGGGCCGAACCUGAGGCAGGAAUAGAUGCGCAUUCAUUAAGUAGCUGUUAACAUGACUGAACCUCUAACUGUUGGGUGUAUAAAUAGGGAACUGUUUGCUAAUGGCUUUCCUGUAUCAAGUGUAUUAAUCAGUGUUAGCAGAUUAUUCCCCAGAGCCGCCAAAAAGUAAUUAUAAAGCUCAAAAGCUGAUUUGUUUAGUUCAGUAAAAUCAACGUAUUAUACCUGAGACUCUCCACACACAGUUCACUCCUCUGUAUUUGGCACGUCUGUAUCUUUUAUUGAAGCAUAUAUUUACUCGUUUGUCUUUAUCUUUGUAGGCCCGUCCCAGAACUUCCAGGAAAGUCUUUCUUCUCCUUCAGUAACGAGGACUUCCUGGAAGGGAGACGGAAAGGACUCCAGGUUUUCUUGGACAAGUCAGUUUCUUUUUUCAGUCUCUGAAAUGCUGAAAACCCUGAUGGUAAAUAUACAUCUGUCAUUUUUUAUGCUUUUGUCCUGGCUCAGGGUGGUGCACAUGACGGUAUGUCUGUCGGACAGCCAGCUCCACCUCUUCCUGCAGACCCAGCUCCCCGUCGGUCACAUCCAGGACUGCGUGCAGGGACACACCCCGUACUCUGUGACGGACGCCAUCCUCACCUACGCUUCGUCCAACCGGGGUUUAGCUCAGGCUCAGGAGGACGACUCCAUCAAGGAGCCGAGUUUGACCGUUUCCUACGAGUCCAUGGAGAGGUGAGCAGACGUAGUGAUGUGGAAGCGACCUUUUCCCCGGAUUAUCUCUGUUUGAAUUUAGGCUGACUCUAAAGUUAGUCAUUUAGCGUCUGGCAGGCUGCCAGCCAAGGCAGGAGAAGAUCCAAAGUUUGCUGUAGAGCUGGAUAUUGACUCUGAAACUCUGAGGCUCAGCUGAACUCCCAACCCUGUCUCAGUAUAGAUCUAUAAGAUUCAGUAAAUUCAUUCACUUCAUUUACUGAACUGAAGAAAGAAGAUCCAAAUGAGUUUCAAUGUAAAUGUGAUUAGCCUAAGCCUAGCUCAGUUUAGCUUAGCUUGGCCUAAAGAAUGUAAACAAAGAGGAAACAACAAGCUUGUCCGACACAUGACCCUGCAAACCCACCACCUGUUGUCUUCCUUAUUUGUACAGACUGAACAAACAAGAUACGACCUGUUAAAUAUUUCCUCAGAGGUGGAUAAAACCUGAUUCCUUCUUUUUAUACACCAACCACUUCCUCUCUGCUGCUCUACACGUUUUUUCUGAAACGAUCUUCUACAGUGUGGUCGCUCAAACCAAGAAAACCAUACAAACGAAUAAACGAGUGAUUUUUCUCUCUUUUCUUCGUUUCAGCCCGGCGCCUCAUCAGCCUCUCACUCAAACUAAAGACACCUUCAGCCCUGAGCUCCUCUCCUGCAGCGAGCCCAACCCUCUCGAAGGAUUACUGGAGGACAGAGUCGAGCUACGGCCCAAAAACAAGCCCUCCAUAACGGUGCUCCAGAAGGACAACCAUCUGGAGGCUUUGGUUGAGGACUGCGGUCCGGGAGAGGCGAGCUUUUUUGUGGGAGACAGCCCGCAUGAGCGCCUCAGCCUGUCAGAGUCGAGAAGCUGUCUGAUUCAGACACCGGUGGAGGUGCACUCGACCAUGGGGACUGGCUUUGAGGAGGAGAGCGUUGAGACUUUACAUACAGAAGAAAACACCGUCACGGAGGAGAAGGAGGAUCAGUCUGAGGGAGACACAGAGGAGGUCAGCUUAGUGAAUCCUGAAGGAGUUUUAGGUCUGAAGGACGAAGACGUGGAGGUUGUUUUAGAAAAUCAUGUGACCCCUGAGGACAAUCUGGAGCUUUCUGGUGGGACUGAGGGUCCAGUUACUAAUGUUAGCUGUCCAGAGGUGUUGGAGCGCUCUGACAAGGAAAAAAGUGGACAAACAGAGAUCCAAGAGGAGACACCACUCGAGCCGGAAACCCACGAAGACGCUCCCGGUGAGCAGACAGAACAAGACUUCCAUAAAUGUGACAAAUCAGAGAGCGAGGAGGAGACGCCACAGGGGGGAGAGAUCCAGGAAGGAACUCCUGACGAGUGUCAACAAACGGACCAAGAGCAAGACGAACAACGAGGGGAUCUGAUCGGGACCAGGGACGAGAGCGACGAGGAGAGCCGCUCGCUGCCAUCCUCCAACGGCAGCAUCAUCAAAGUCAGCGAUGAAGAAAGUGUCUGCGAUGAAGCCGAGGAGGCGAACGGCUACAUGAAGACGUUACCUGAGAACUGGUCUGAAGUGGAGCCUUCGAGCGGACGCAUUCUGGAUCUCCACAUUAACGGGUGUCCUGUGGAGAAAGAGGACAUCACCGCCACAGACGUUAGUGACUUUAGUAAAUCAGUGGAUCUUCACUCAGCGGUGACUGGAGGAGAUCUGACUGAAAACAGUGACUUCAGUGUGAUAGAGACCAGCUGCUCUCCUGUGUUAGCGGAGAGUAAAUGUGCCGAGGAGGAGGAGGAGGAGGAGGAGGAGGAGGCGGCUCUGGAUGUGUCAGAGGAGGCUCAGGAGGUGGAGGUGCAUCAGUUAGACAUGGCAGAAACUACAGAAACUACAUCCUAAUAUUAAACAUCCACUCGACUCUACAGAAGAUUAGAAAACUUCACGUUACUCCCACACUGUGCUAACAAACACGUUACAGGUCUGACUUUUUAUUUCUCUAUUUUAUUUUUUUACACUCAGGAACACUAAAAGGAAAUUUGGUGCAGUUUCCUCCUGCUGCGCACAACUGUGUCGGCUUUUAUUGAACAGCAGAGGGCGCUCAAGUACACACAAGGAGUCCUGCAUCGGAGGUUCAUUUAUGCAUUUUAGAGAGCUAAAGGUGUGCAAAGGGUCAAAUGUUUGUUUUCAUAAAUGAAAUAUGAAAAUAUCAAAACACUGGAGGGACUGUGACAGAAACACACACUUGAAUUCACUCUCAGCGGGACUUAAAGAAGAAGUUUGAGAUUUGAUCCGAUCAUUCUCUCUAGAGGUUCAGGUUACUCUCACAAAACCUCUGACUCCCAAACGUUUGGUUUAAGUUAAUUAUUUUUAAUUGAGGAUUGUGCAAAGACAACAAAUCAAAUAUGAAAACUGACUUAUUUGAGUGUUUUAUCAAAAUAUCUAUACUUAUUUAAAAAUUGAUGCCAGAAUCAUGAUAAAAAUGCAGAGACGGAGGCGUGUGAACUAUUGUUUCUGAAUAUUUUCAGUGGAACUGCAGGGAGGUCAGUUUAGCACCUGGACUCUUCUACUUCAGAGCCACGUUGUUGUUGUUGUUUAACCUGUAAAAUGUGGUUUGCUGAAAUGGCGUUACAUAAAACCUGUCAGGCGGUCACACUCUAGUUUGUCUAAUUCGACCACAGGACUUUUCCACGUCGCUUCAGUACAUCUGAAAUGUGUUCGUGCUCAGAGACGUUUCUGGCAUUUCUUGCACAGUGCAGUUUUAACCUUCAUUUGUGGUUCAAUGAAGUUAUUGAAGCCUAUGCAGUGAUUCCCACUAUAGAGUCACGUCUGUUUUAAUGCAGUUAAUUAAUGCAUUAAUUAAGAUUUCUCUGAACUGUUCCUCCAGGUGUUUUCUUUUUAGCAUUUCAUGACUCUUCAGUGUUCGCUUGUCCCCACCUCAACAUUUUUUCUUGUAACAUAUAAAUCAAAAUGAGCAAAAACAGAAUUAUUCACUUUAUUUCAACAUUGAUUUGUUGUCUUUGCACCAUUUUCAGUAAAAUCUCAGUUUUAAAUUUAAAAUUAUUAAAGCAGAUAAAUAUUGGUGGAUUUAAUUGACAGAAUAAAACAAAAUAAUAAAAGAUGUUCGUCCAAAUCUUCACAUUCAUGAUCUUAAAAAACUGUACACAGGUGUCAUUGUUUUUCUGCUCUUGUUUUCCUAAUUGUAAAAUCUACAAAAUUCACUGUUAACCUCUGACUCACUAAAUCCUGAUGGUCACAUUUUAAAGCUGGUAAAAGUCUCUGAAUUAAAAUAUUCAUACAGAUGACAAAGAUUUCCUGAAGGUGGUUAGCAGCACUGCUAUAUCGAUAUUAAGUUCGUUAUUAAAAGUGAAUUAAACAAGAAAAAAAGGACAAACCUGGAAUAAGAAUUUAGGGUCAAAAUGACAUGUUUGUGUUUUUAAAGCAGAAGCAACAAAGAAAUGAAGCUGUCGUUCACUUGAAAUACUCAUUAAGUCACUUUGGAGCAUUUUAAGUGUUGUUUUUAUUUCUGUUACAUGUUCGGCUCUUUUUUUAGUGAACAAAACUACCUGGAAACAGAUUUUCAUGGUUUACAAACACAAGCUGAAUCACUGUGGAGUCAGACUGAUAAAACAACGAUGAUGGUUUUUAUUUAUCUCAUGUUUGGUGUUGCAUUUCUUCCUCACUCUGAUGCUCCUCUUUUCAUCCACAGAUUUUUAAAGCACACUUUAGGUCUGCCAUUUUGUUUUCACAUCAAACUGCAGCAGCCGCUUUGAGUUUCAGUCAUUUCAGGCUUUUUAAAAAGGGACCCAGAGUUUAGCGAGCGUCUGCAGACAGAGUUUCGUCAGUCGUCCUGCGUCACCUCCGUGUCGUGGGAUGUAGAUGUUUGAUUGUCGAGUUUUAGAGGUUUGAGUUCGUACUCGGCUGUAAAUGAGUCGUUUUGUUUGUUUGUUUUAUUUUCAGAUGUGAGGCCUCGUCUCUAUUUUAUAACACAGAUUUACAAGGGCAAAAAUAACAACCUGAGUGACUGUGUCCAUGUAAAUACACAGACUGUAAAGUAAUUUUUAUUUCAAAAUAAAAGCUUUUUCUCGUUACACACCUGACUGCUUAUUUCUAUGGAGCUGUUAUACCAAUAGUAGUAGUAGUAGUUUUUUAUUCGGUCAUUACAACACCAAUUAUUGUUCACAAUAUUGACAUUUCACACAAAAUCAAGAAUGAUGUGUUGAAUAUUGACUGAAAAGGCAGAAGCAGACUGCUGAUAAAAGUCUAUCCUGUGUUGUCAACUUUUUAGUCUACUUACCUCCAGAAAAGCAA